UACCAGUCAGCGGAGAUAGCAGGCAGUAAUUCACCCUCUCAGGCUAACUCGCUUUCGGCUUUGGUUUGAAAUGGACACCCCUACAACCGCUCGGAGCAGACAAUGCUCAUUCAUGCGCACCUGCAAAAGCGGACUCUCCCUAUGGCUGGUGGUGUGGCUGGUCCUCGGCAAGCCCGGUCCGUCGGCGGCGUGCCCGCAUCUAUGCGUGUGCUACCCGACUCCCAUGACCGUGAGCUGCCAGGCGCAGAACUUCACCUUCGUGCCCGUCGGCGUGCCCUACGACUCGCAGCGUGUGUUCCUACAGAACAACCGAAUUACGGAGCUCAGAGUCGGCUCUUUCGGCUUCGGGACUCAGGUCCUGUGGCUGUUCUCCAACAACAUCACGUGGAUUGAGGCUGGCUCCUUCAGUGAGCUGAGGGAUCUAGAGGAGCUGGACCUGGGGGACAACUCUCACCUGCGCAGGCUGGAAGGAGGCGCCUUCAGGGGCCUGGAGAAACUCCAGAGUCUCCACAUGCACCGCUGCAAGCUUACCGCCCUGCCCCACGACCUGUUCCACAAGCUGUACAGCCUGCAGUUCCUCUACCUGCAGGAGAACCAGCUCCACUUCCUCCAGGAUGACCUCUUCUCUGACCUCAUCAACCUGAGCCAGCUCUUCUUGCAUGGAAACCGUAUCCGUACUCUGUCGGAGAACGUGUUCCGUGGCCUGGUCAACCUGGACCGCCUUCUUCUCCAUGACAAUCGUGUGCGCCAGGUUAACCGCCGGGCGUUCCGCGACCUCGGACGCCUGACCAUGCUCUUCCUGUUCAACAACUCAUUGGCUGAGCUCCCCGGCCAGGCUCUCCGUGACACCCAGGGCAUCGAGUUCCUCCGUCUCAAUGGGAACCCCUGGUCCUGUGGCUGCGAGGCCCUCCCCCUGUGGGAGUGGUUCCGUGGCGCCCGCGUCUCAUCGUCCGAGCUGUUGUGUUCCUCCCCGUCCCCCCGCCGCGGGAUGGACCUCCGCUUCCUCCGUGAGAUGGACUUCGCCCUCUGCCCUCUCCCCGACCCUGGCACCCUGGCCGGCUCCACCACGAGGACCUUCAGCACCAAGACAAGAUGGUGGUUCUCCAAGCACAAGCCCCAGUCCCAGACCAAGGCAGUGUUCGAGAAGAGCUCCGAGACCAUCAAGGCCUUCCCGUUCCCCCAAGGAAAGAACAACCCACCCAUCGUGUCCUCCACCAACGUCAAGUACGAGCUCGGUGAGGAAGAGGCAGCACUACCCAAACUCGACGCUGAGGAGUACUGGGCGAACUAUGAGAACGAGGACGCCGGCACCACGCUGCGAUGCUUCGAGCUCGAGUGUCCGCCUGACUUCGAUGGCCUCCCUCCCAACUCCUCCUCCACCCCCACAUCAUCCCCCUCUCUCUCACUCCUCCUCGCCCUCUCGCUACUCGCAGUCUCCAUCAAUCUACACCUCAUAUUUGGCUGAAUCAGACUGAGGACCCACUUCCCGUUCCUGUCUUUGCCCCAGCCCCUCUCAGGGCAUGGGGAACCCCUUGUUAAAGACUCUGUACCUCCCUAGUUAACCCUCUGAUGUCCUACUGGAUAACCUCUGUCAGUAGUACAGGACAGCAGGGGAUACAAAGGGGGGGUUAGAUUGUUACUUCUAACUUAAUGCAGGGUUAAACAACUAUGGCUGACAGUACAUAGUACAAUAUAGUACAGUACAGUAGUCAACCAAGGCUGUUACUACAACAGUUGCAUCUCACCUGACUAGUGUGUUGGUUGCCAUGACGACACCUGCAAUCAGGGGUCAGUGGUCACCUGUAACGCUCUACAGCGAACACCAGUGCUACUUACUGUUGUGAAUGCUAUAACUGUUGUCACUUGGAGGAAUAUUACAACUACAAGUGCUACGACUAUUAUAUGCAUGUUACGACUACUACUAUUCCGAAUACGUCUGCUACUACAAGUGCUAUGAUUACAGUUACGACAGUAUCUACAUUUCUAUUGUUGUACUAACUCUGACAACUGUACUGUAAAUAGGUGGGUGUACUUGAUGGUGCAGUGCAGUUGAGAUUUCCUUCUUAUAUGUUGUCUACCAUGAUGCCUACUUUAUAAUGGAUUGUUUACAGAGAAAUCGCUAAGGGGAGAGAGAAAAGAAGGGAUGAAGGAAUGAAAGAGAGGCAGUCACCAGAGUACGAGAAGGUGAGAGAGGAUAUGUAGAGAGAUAUGUAAAGGUAGAGAGAGAGAAAGACACACAGAGAGAGGAUAUGUAGAGAGAUAUGUAAAGGUAGAGAGAGAGAAAGUCAGAGAGAGUGAUGAGUUAAAAAGUUACCAAAGGAAGAAGCUAGAGGACAGAGAGGGUGGAAGAAGGGUGGAAGAGAAGAGAAGAAAGCGCAACAGGAAAGGACAGAGAGGGAGGGAGAAGGGUGGAAGAGAAGAGAAGAAAGCGCAACAGGAAAGGACAGAGAGGGAGGGAGAGAGGGUUGUCGAGAUUCUCAAUAAUAAAGAGAACGGAAGAGAGGGAGCAAGGACAGCGCAGGCAAUAUAUAUAUAAACCAAAGGAAUGUGAGACACGGUGAAAUGAAGAAAGAACGAAAGAAAGAGAGAGAGAGAAAAUGACAGUACUGUCCUUUGACCAUGAGAUACUUAAUAGGAGAGACAAGCAAUCACUUCAGGUAUUCAAGUUCAGUCUUUGUAUAACUUCAUGUCCUGUAAAUAUGACAUCAUCACCAUAGAAGCCACAGGGGAAGGAUGCUUCCUGUCUGGCAGUGUCAUUCGCUGUUCUGAUUGGCUAUCGCUGUUUGUUUGUGAUGUCAUUGACGGAAUGCGUGACAUGACCCGUUUGAGAGAUAAAAAGACCUAUUGAGAUUCUGAAUAACAUUUGUGAGACUUUUCUUUGGGUGCAGCAGCUGUUGUGUUUCAAACUGAUUUUACUUGAUCAAUAAUUGAUCUCUUUAAGUCAUUUGUUCUCUCUCUUGGAAUGCUCACUCACUUCUUUGGAAGGUGAAAAUAGUGCACUACUUUUGACACUGCACUACAUAGGGAACAGGGCGCCAUUUCAGACGGAGCCCAUGACUGCUUGUUAGUCCUAUAGCUAAAAACUUGAUGAUGAGUAAACAAACAAAUUAAGUGUUUUCAACUCAGCCCCCCAGUUCCGACUACCAUACCCACCCCAAUAUCUCUAGUCUAAUACUCCCCCUCCCCACAUCAACUAAGCAGAAUCAACUUAGUUCAACUCAGAAGAAUCAACUUAGUUCAACUCAGAAGAAUCAACCAGUAACUGAACUGCAUAGAACUCAAGAAGAUAUCUAGAACUGGAAGUGAAAGAGACAUAGAAUGGCACACGUGAUGACUGGACUGGACUGGACAGUCCAAACCAAUAAGACCGACUAGUGAUUGACCAGCCAUAUUAUUCCAAUAGGACUGUUCUGGACUACUGAGCUCAGAGAUCCUGGCACAGAAUGAAUGGAAGGAAAAGCCAGGCAGUGUCCCAGCAGGGAGAGACAAGGAAAGUUACAUUGUGGCUUUACUGAGAUUGAUUGACAGAUGGACAGAACAACAGAGGGACCAAAUUGUCACUCACAGACUUUGCUGACUCACAGAGAGACGUAAUUCCUUGACUUGCUGACAGAGACAGACUGACUGACCUAUUGCCUUGGCGACCAGUGAUCGACGGAAGACAGUUUAAAAGAGAGACUGGAAUCUGAUUGGCGGACAGCUGAAGCAACGUCAGAGAAAGGAGGAGGACCUCUGAGGAGGUGACCAAAAACAGACUUCCUUUCCUCUUCCUUUCUUCCUACUCGUUUUGUCUGAGUUUCUACAAGGCUUUGUAGGAGGGUGGGUAGGCGUGCUGACGAAUCAUCCCCUCUGUCUCUGUCUCUCUCUCUUCCUUUCUUUAUCCUACCGGUCACCUGUUUCUGUAAAGCACUCACCCCUGCGUGCUCCAUCUCUCUGAAGAGAGAGAGAAAUUAAAGGAGGGAGCGGAAGGAAGAAGGAGAGAGAGAAAGAGGGGAGGAAGGAGGGAGGGAGGAGAGACCGUUCCUUUUACCCUUUUACAUAGAUGUUCUCAGUAGAGGUGAAGAGGGCAAGGACAGGCUGAGAUAGGGUAUGAGUAGGAGGAGAACAGAGAGGCACACACACACACACACACACACACACACACACACACACACACACACACACACACACACACACACACACACACACACACA
Oncorhynchus nerka (sockeye salmon) is the source of this 4193-nucleotide messenger RNA. RefSeq names its product reticulon 4 receptor-like 2 a (gene rtn4rl2a). Lineage: Eukaryota; Metazoa; Chordata; Actinopteri; Salmoniformes; Salmonidae. Gene Ontology annotation, molecular function: protein binding. The record is from RefSeq and is a predicted model, not a curated record. The coding region runs from base 71 to 1465 and encodes 464 amino acids. The transcript has 4 exons. Gene Ontology annotation, cellular component: extracellular matrix.